Carassius auratus (goldfish) is the source of this 1320-nucleotide messenger RNA. Its product is annotated as gastrula zinc finger protein XlCGF57.1-like. NCBI's taxonomy places the organism in Eukaryota, Metazoa, Chordata, Actinopteri, Cypriniformes, Cyprinidae. Gene Ontology annotation, molecular function: DNA-binding transcription factor activity; RNA polymerase II cis-regulatory region sequence-specific DNA binding. Gene Ontology annotation, biological process: regulation of transcription by RNA polymerase II. Bases 37 to 1287 code for a protein of 416 amino acids. The transcript has 3 exons. The record is from RefSeq and is a predicted model, not a curated record.
UCAUUCGCCUGCGCUCCUGCAUCUGUUGUGAUUCGGAUGAAGACAGAUCCACAUGACGGAACUAUUAUAAAGAUGGAGUUUAUUAAAGAAGAGAGUGAAGACAUGAAGAUUGAAACAUUCAGAGUCAAACAUGAAGAUACUGAGACACAAACAAAGAUGGAGUUUAUUAAAGAGGAGAGUGAAGAAACAUCCAGACUCAAACAUGAAGAUACUGAGGAACAAACAAAGAUGGAGUUUAAUAAAGAGGAUACUGAAGAAACAUCCAGACUCAAACAUGAAGAUACUGAGGAACAAACAAAGAUUGAAUUUAAUAAUGAGGAGAGUGAAGAAACAUCCAGACUCAAACACGAAGAUACUGAGGAACAAACAGAUCUGGUCCCACUGAAAGAGGAGAUACAAGAACUGAAUGAAAUGGAAGAGAAGGAUCAGUGUGUGGAACAUAGUAGUUUCAUAUCUGGAACAAAACCCAUUAAGACUGCAAAGACCUCACGAAAAAGAGUCCAGAAGACCAAAUCUAACACCUGCCUUCAGUGUGACAAGAGUUUUAUACAUAAACAAUCUCUUCAGGCCCACAUGCGAAUACACACUGGAGAAAAGCCUUUCGCCUGCCCUCAUUGUGGAAAGAAUUUCAGUCACAAAGGGAACCUUAUGAAUCAUAUGAGAAUUCACACUGGAGAGAAACCUUUUGCCUGCCAACAGUGUGGAAAGAGUUUCAGACAAAAAGGGAACCUUAUGAACCAUAUGAGAAUUCACACUGGAGAGAAACCUUUCGCCUGUCAACAGUGUGGAAAGAGCUUCAGACAAAAAUGGAACUAUAUAAAACACAUGAGAAUUCACACUGGAGAAAAGCCAUUCAUAUGUGAUCAGUGUGGAAAGAGUUUCGCACAUAAAGACACUCUGAGUGCUCACAUGAAAAAUCACUCAGGAGAGAACAGCUAUGUAUGUCAUCAGUGUGGAAAGAGCUUGAGUUAUAAAGUAAGCUUCAAGACUCACAUGAGAGUUCACACUGGAGAGAAGCCUUACACAUGCUCUCAGUGUGGAAAGAGUUUCGGAUAUAAACAAUCCCUUGAUGCCCACAUGAGAGUUCACACCGGAGAAAAACCUUACACAUGUCAACAGUGUGGAAAGAGCUUUUCACGAAAAGGAGACCUUAAGCUUCACUUGGUCGUUCACACUCGAGAGAAGGCUUUCACAUGUGAUCGGUGUGGAAAGAGUUUCGGACGUAAAGUAAACCUUAAUAAACACGUGAAGAUGCACUUAUGGAGAGAUUUAGUUUUAGAGUUUUAGAUAUUGUGUGUGUAGAAUAAUUUUCACUAACAG